Macrosteles quadrilineatus (aster leafhopper) is the source of this 16124-nucleotide messenger RNA. Its product is annotated as low-density lipoprotein receptor-related protein 1-like. Gene Ontology annotation, molecular function: protein binding; calcium ion binding. Lineage: Eukaryota; Metazoa; Arthropoda; Insecta; Hemiptera; Cicadellidae. The record is from RefSeq and is a predicted model, not a curated record. Bases 144 to 14399 code for a protein of 4751 amino acids. The transcript has 81 exons.
UGUCUGUUUCUUUCUGUUGUGCGGAUAAAACAUAAAUGAAUAAUGUUGAAGAGGUGUAAUUUUUAGUACGUAUUUUUUAAUGUGGGACAGAGAUGUAUUUUUUCAUAUUACGAAACUCUUAGUUUGUCAAUAAAAUUUUAAUAAUGACCAGUCCACACUUUUUAGUGGGCAUCGGAACUGCAUUUGUUUUACUGAAUGUUUGUUUUGUUUUGUGUAAUGAAAGGAAGCCGAUAAUUGAAGAGGUGACAUGUGGACCGGAGAUGUUCCAGUGUGGGAGUGGCCAGUGUGUGCCGGAGAGGUGGCACUGUGACGGUAUGCCUGACUGUCCUGACGGCACUGACGAGUCAUCGGACUGUGUGCCCCAGAUGUGCAGACCAGGUCAGUUCCAGUGUGCCGGGAGCCAGAAGUGCAUACCGAUGGGUUGGAUCUGUGACGGGGAACCUGACUGUGGCGCCUCCGUGGAGCAAGUGGACAACUCUGAUGAGGACCCUCAUAGAUGUCAGCGAGGCAGCCUGUGUCUCUACAACACUGCUAGGUGUAAGGAAGGCGAGUGUCUGGCGAUAGACAAGUUUUGCGACGGACAUCCGGACUGCCACGACGGGAGUGACGAGGGACCUCAGUGUAACAGACAAGGGUGUUCCACCCUGAAGUGUUCCCACGGAUGCAAAAUCACCCCUAGUGGCCCACUGUGUUUCUGCCCCACAGGACAACAACCCAACAAAACAAAAUGUGUUGAUCUGAAUGAAUGUGAGAUCGACGGCUCAUGCGACCAGCUUUGCACCAACACAGAAGGAUCUUUCAGCUGUGCCUGUGUAGCAGGGUACACUAGAUCCAACCGGACUCACUGCAAAGCUAUUAAUUACCCUACGGACGAAGAGGCUAGCCUAGUGUUCAGCAGCACGAUGGACAUCCGCAGAAUAUACCUCAACGGCUCAGCAUGGCCGGGACACAGCAGUAUCAGUCAGCUGCAGACGUUAGCGUUGGAGUUCAACCAUCGCAACCGCACACUUUGUUACAUCCGCAACAACGGCACGUCCGCGUUGCUCAGUUGUGCCGACAUUGACGAUCUGUCUAUCACGUGGGACCUGCCGCCACCCACCAUGUUCCCUCUCUACGCCAACACACACGUAGCUCUGGAUUGGAUCUCUGGCAACUGGUAUUUCCUGGACGACAGCAGAGAGAUGAUAUUCGUCUGCACGUCGUCCAUGAAACACUGCCUUAUCUUGAUUGACGUCAACCUAAGCAAACCUCGAGGCAUCGCUUUGGACCCCACUAGAGGCUACAUGUUCUUCACCAAGUGGGGUGUGACGUCACCCAUGCUGGAGAGGGCGUUGCUAGACGGAAGUGAACGCAAGACGCUGGUGGAUCACAAGAUAGUGUAUCCGUAUGGAGUAACCAUAGACUACCCAACACAACAUGUCUACUGGGUGGACACCUACUUGGACUUUGUAGAGAGAGUGGACUAUGACGGGUCCAACCGACGGACCAUCCGGAAGGGGUUCCCGGUUCAGAACUUGUACGACGUUACGUUACUGGAGAACAACUUGUUUGUGACGUCAUGGCGCAACCAAAGCAUCAUCAGACUGGACAAGUUCAACACAGAGAAUCAUCAGACAGUCACCAACAUCAGCAGACCCUUCGCUAUACAUGUGUUCCAUCGUCAGAGACAGCCUGACGCUGAUCAUCCAUGCAAGAAGGACAACGGAGGAUGCCAACAUAUCUGUAUUCCCGCGUGGAAGAAGAACAUCGCCCAGGCACAGUGUCUGUGUCAGCCGGGCUAUAGACUGGUCCGCAGCAGAAAAUGUGUUGUGGCCAAGCAGUCCUCGUUCCUGCUGUAUGGCAAAGGCCGGCCGGGUAUGAUCAAAGGUAUCUCCAUGUUGCCCAAACUGAACAAACACGAGGAGGAGAUGAUCCCCAUCACCGAUCUGACCCGGCCCACAGCACUGGACUACGACGUGAAGACACAGUUCAUCUACUACUCUGACGGACAGAAGUUCGUCAUAGACAGACAGAAGAUGGACGGGUCCAAGAGAGAGACGGUGGUUGAGCGAGGAGUCAGCAACUGUGAAGGACUAGCCGUAGACUGGAUGGGACGCAACCUCUACUGGACUGACGAGGGUCUUAGUACGAUCAGCGUGUGUCGGAUGGACCAACCAAACUACAGACGCACUCUCAUACACGACCACAAGUUCCACCCACGCGCCAUUGCGUUGGAUCCUAAAAAAGGCCUGAUGUAUUGGUCGGACUGGUCAACCUCGACAGAGCCGAUGGGAAAGAUCGAGAGUGCUUGGAUGAACGGAGAGAACCGAAAGGUGUUUGUCGACUCGGAACUUCAGUGGCCUAAUGGACUGACGAUCGAUUACUUCACCCGCAAGCUGUAUUGGUGUGACGCUUACCUUGACAAGAUUGAGAGGAUAAGUCUAGACGGAACCGAACGUCAGGUUGUAUUUCAAGGUUCCCAGCUGGAUCAUCCGUACGGCCUUGCUUACUACGAGAAUCUCCUGUUUUGGACGGAAUUCCAAAAAGGAACCGUAGAAAGUCUGAACUUGGCUAACAACACGGUGACAACUCUGACUACAGAAAACCCUCCUCUGUUUGAGAUCAGGGUGUUUGACAACAGCACGCAGACUGGCACCAACUUGUGUUUCGACUCUCUCAAGUGUAACCAGCUGUGUUUGGCCACGCCGAACGGUCCUGUGUGUUCGUGCAAAGACGGAUUCAGUGCUGCCAACACGAGGUGUGUGCCGCAAGCCAACUAUACACAGCCCUCCGACUGCGGCCCACAGGAGUUCCAGUGUACCAAGAAUCUGCGAUGCAUUGACAACCGGUUUGUCUGCGACGGAGACGACGACUGCAACGACGGCUCUGAUGAGUCUGUCGAACCUGGCGGGGCUUGUGAGACACAUCCCUGCAGAGAGAACCAGUUCCUGUGUGACGGUACGUUGUGUAUCAGCAACUACUGGGUGUGUGAUGGUGACAAGGACUGCAAGGAUGGCACUGAUGAGCUACAGAGCCAUUGCGUCAACACCACUUGUAGUCCGUCCCAGUUCACCUGCGCGCAGAGUCGCAGGUGUAUUCCGAAGGCCUGGGUGUGUGACCUUGAGGUGGACUGCGGCGACGGCGACAGUUCCGACGAGAAACAAAACUGUAAGUUUGCGGAAUGUGAUCCGUGGGAGUUCACGUGCAACAAUCGCCUGUGUAUUCCUCUAGAUUACGUGUGUGACUCGGACAACGAUUGUAGAGACGGAAGUGAUGAGAAAUUCUGUCAAGAGAUCUGUGAUAACAGCACCCACAUUUACUGUGCAGCCGAUUCAACGUGUCUGCCACUAGAGAAGAAAUGUAACGGUUUAUAUGAUUGCUCCGACGGCUCGGACGAAGCGAAAUGUGGAAACACCGAUAAAGAGGGGAAGAACAAAGAGACAAAAGAGUCAAAACAUAGGAAAAAGGAACAGUCGAUGUGUGAAAAGAACGAGUUCCAGUGUAAAGAUGUCGCACGGACGUGCAUCAGGAAACAGUUUGUCUGUGAUGGGAGGAACGAUUGUUUGGACGGUUCAGAUGAAUUGAACUGCGAUGACAAGGCGUGUAAGGGUAGUCAAUGCAAGGGUGCGACCACCACACCAGCACCUUUAACCACUAGCUGUGUGCGACCGUCGCGACUGUGUGACAACGGCACAGUGUGUGUCGCACCUGAGCGGCUGUGCGACGGCAAGUACGAUUGUAAGGACCUCAGCGACGAGGGAAUGAGAUGUGAUGAGAACAUGUGCGGGUUCUCCGUUGAGUGUUCCCAUACGUGUCACAACGCUCCAGAAGGCUUCACUUGUUCCUGUCCUGAGCCGCUACACUUGCAGAGCGACGGGGUGACGUGCAAUGAGUCGCCUCCGUGCGACGGCUGGGGAGUGUGCUCUCAGGGGUGCCAACCUGUCGGGCGACACCACUACAAGUGCACCUGCAACAGCGGCUACAUACUGGAGGCAGACGACUUCAGCUGCAAGAGCAAUCUGACUGUUGUGCCAUAUGUGAUAUUCAGCAACAGACACGAGUUACGAGGAGUUGAUCUUCAGACGUUCAAUGUCAAAGCACUGAUAUCCAGCCUCAAGAACACCAUUGCGCUGGACUUCUAUCACACACCUGAAGCUGACAUUAUCUUCUGGACGGACGUCAUAGACGACAAGAUCUACCGGGGAACUCUCAUUGGGGGAUCACUGGGCAAUAUAGAGGUGGUGGUACAGACAGGCCUAGCUACAGCCGAGGGACUGGCCGUGGACUGGAUAGGAGAGAACCUGUACUGGGUGGAGAGUAACCUGGACCAGAUAGAAGUGGCGAGGCUCAACGGCAGCUUCCGCCGGACACUCAUAGCUGGGGAGAUGGAGUCUCCUAGGGCUAUAGCACUGGAUCCUAGAUACGGGCUGCUGUUCUGGACGGACUGGGAUGCCAACGGGCCGCGUAUCGAGCGCUGCAGCAUGAGUGGAGAACAUCGCAGCAUUGUGAUCCAUGUAGACGAGGUCACUGACGGAGCUUGGCCUAACGGACUCACGCUGGACUAUCAGCUGCGGCGGAUAUACUGGAUAGACGCAAGAUCGGACUCUAUACACACAGCGCUGUAUGAUGGAGCAGACCAUCGCGAGGUGAUGAGGGGUCAUGUGUCUCUGUCUCAUCCGUUCGCCAUCGCGCUGUUUGAGAACCACGUCUACUGGACGGACUGGCGCACCAACUCUGUCAUCCGAGCCAACAAGUGGAACGGCAGCGACAUCACCGUGAUGCAGCGGACGCUCACGCAGCCCUUCGACAUCCAGAUACUUCAUCCUAGCCGGCAGCCAAGAGAUGUCUACAAUCCCUGCGGAGUCAACAACGGGAACUGCUCUCACUUGUGCUUACUAAACAUCAACUCUACAAGGAAGUGCGACUGUCCUCACGUCAUGAGACUGUCUGAUGACGGUGUUACUUGUGUCGUAAAUGAACGAGUCCUCCUGUUUUCAAGAGCAAACGAGAUCCGAGGUGUGGAUUUGGCUCAGCCGUAUUACCACACAAUUCCCACCAUCAGUUUGCCGCAGGUACUACAGCCUACACAGCUAGACUAUGUGGCGGCCCACAAGGCUAUAUACUGGGCAGACGGACAAGUCAACGAGGUCCGAAGAGCAGCUCUCACUGGAGGCACUACCUACAGCAUCAUUGAUACUGGAAUCGACCACCCGAUGGGGUUCGCAGUGGACUGGAUCUCUCAGAACUUGUACGUCACUUCCAGCAACAACAAUGUGAACAAGAUACUAGUGUGUACGCUGGAAGGGGAGUAUAUCACUACGGUGUACCAGGCUGACCAACCCUCCGCAGCGGAGGUCAACGACGGAGCCUUCUGGGAGAUCCGCUCUCUAGCCAUUGACCCUCUGAGAGGUAAGAUGUAUUGGAGUCAGGUGUAUCCAGGGGGUGUCAACUCCAUCAUGGCAGCUAGGAUGGACGGGAGCGAUUCUCACAUGCUGGUCAGCCAACGGGACUACAAGAUACUGGCUGGAGUCUCUAGUCUUGUGGUGGAUUACAAAGACAACCGGUUGUACUGGGUGAACACGGAGAGCAACACCAUCCAGUUCUACGACUUUGUGCUGCUGAUAGUGAAAGACAUACAUCUGUCUGAAGGGGUCAGUCCGACAGCAGCUGUGGUGUAUAAUGACACUCUGUACUACGCUGACCACGCUGAGGAAGCGAUACACGCAGUGGACAAGAACGACGGAAGCAACCACUACGUCGUCAGGAACAACACUGGUAGUAUAUUGUCCAUCAAGAUCUACGACCCACAGUCCCAGCAGGGAGAGAACGCCUGUUCCAUCAACCGAGGGAACUGUUCUCACCUGUGUUUGCCUAUCUCGGCCAAUAAGAGAGUCUGUCGCUGCGCCACUGGCUACACUCCCGACCCCGCGGACUCUACCAAGUGUGUCGGCACUGAGGAGUUCCUGUUGUAUUCUAUCAACUGGGAAGUAAAAGGUCUUAGUCUUGAGUCCAACCACACAGACGGUCAGGUUCUUGGACCCAUAUCCAGAGUGUCCAUGGCUACUAGUAUAGACUUCCAUGCAGGAAGUGACUAUAUCUACUGGGCGGACAGCGACCACGGGACUGUAACCAGGAUACAUCGAGACGGAACGGGACGCGAGGCAGUCGUAGAGCACUUUGAAACUAUGGAUAGUGUUCCAGUGGACUGGCUUACUGGUCUGGCUGUUGACUGGAUUGCAGACAAUCUCUAUUGGACCGAUCCCAAGCUGAACGUAAUUGAAGUUAGUCGUGCGGACGGCAGCAGUAGGUUUGUGGUGGUGCCCGGUGGCCUAGACACUCCCCACUCCCUGGCGCUGGACCCGGCGCGAGGGCUACUCUUCUGGAGUGACAUCGGCAAGACGCCUCGCAUCAGCCGUGCCGGCCUCGAUGGGUCCAAUGUCAUGACUGUCCUUACACUGAGCUCUGGAUCAAUCAACGACAUUGCUCUUGACUUGGAUGAAGGCAAGGUUUACUGGUGUGACUCCAGCAGUGACGUUAUAGAGAGAGUCAACUACGAUGGCACGGGACGUGAGUUGCUCCUCAACCACUCCCUGGACAGCCCCUUCGCACUCACACACCACGACCACAAACUCUACUGGAUCGACAUCACACAUGAGAGAGGCAGUAUCAAGGUUGCGCCGGACACCAACUUGUCGGACUUCACGGUGUUGCUGCGCGGGGUCGGCGACUCACUCAAGGAUCUGGUCAUCUUCAGCCCUCGCCGCCAGACUGGUACCAACCCUUGCGCGGUUAACAACGGAGGUUGCGCUGAGCUGUGUCUCUACAACGGCACGAGUGCUAUAUGUGCCUGCGCUCACGGACUGGUGGCGGCCGACGGCAAGAACUGCACGGAAUACGACAGUUUCCUGAUGUACUCCAGAGUGGUGCGGAUAGACAGUGUACACAUCUCUGAUGAACAUAACCUCAACGCGCCUUACCCCAGCAUCCAGUCCAAGGAGCUGAUGAGGAAUGCUAUCGGUCUCACCUACGACUAUGAGAGAUCCACUCUUUUCUACUCCGACAUUCAGCAAGGAUCUAUCAAUGCGGUUAUGUUCAACGGCAGCAACCAUCGUCAGAUCGUUGAGCGUUUGGGCUCAGUGGAAGGUUUGGCGUACGAGGCGAUCGACAACAUGCUGUACUGGACAUGCAACAACGACGCAACCAUCAACAAGGUGAAUCUGAGUGAGAACUGGGGCAGCCUCAAACCCGAGACAAUCAUCAAGCUGGGUCCGAGUGACAAGCCGAGGGGCAUCGCCGUGGACAGCUGCGACUGGAGAAUGUACUGGACGAACUGGAACUCCCAUCACCCUUGCAUCCAGAGAGCGUUCCUUACCGGAUACGGACAGCAGUCCAUCAUCACUACGGACAUACGCAUGCCUAAUGCUCUCACACUCGACCACUCGGCCAAGAAACUAUACUGGGGCGACGCUCGGCUCGACAAGAUAGAGCGGUGCGAGUACGACGGCACUAAUAGAGUGGUACUUGCCAGAGUGACGCCUCAGCAUCCGUUUGACAUGGCCGUGUACGGAGACUUGCUGUUCUGGACGGACUGGGUGCAACAUGCUGUGAUACGAGCCAACAAGUACACAGGGGCCGACGUGGUGUGGCUUAGAAAGGACGUGCCUAGACCAAUGGGCAUUGUGGCCAUAUCCAACAACUCCAUGGAUUGUUUCAAAGAUCCUUGCCGAUUGAAAAACGGCGGUUGCGAGGACCAAUGCCACUUGUGGGCCAACGGUACGAUGUAUUGCGGCUGCAACGACAACAGAGCGCUGCUGCCCGACGGGAAGAGAUGCGCGACUGUCAACACACCCAACUGUACAGAGGAAGAGUUCCAAUGUUCGGACCGUGGAUGUAUCCCGUACCACCUGACUUGCGACAGUCUGCCUCAGUGUAUGGACUCGAGUGAUGAGGACGAGACUUACUGCAGUAUGCGCACGUGUCGCAGUGGCUAUUUCAAAUGUCAGAACAACCGUUGUAUCCAGCGUACCCGGCGGUGUGACGAUGUCAACGACUGUGGUGACGGGUCCGAUGAGCUGGACUGCUCCUGUGAUUCGACCACUCACUUCCAGUGCGCUGCUGGGCCGUGUAUACUGGUCAAGUUCCGCUGCGACGCCGAUCCCGACUGUCCUGACGCAACUGAUGAGAUCGACUGCCCACUACGUAACUGCACCAAUGACAUGCCUGAUCACGAUGUGAUCAACUGCAACCACACAACUGCGUGUAUUCAUCCCUCGUGGAUUUGUGACGGACAGAACGAUUGUUGGGACAACAGCGACGAGCAAGACUGUGACCAUCACACCUCUAGCACGCUGAUGCCCCAUUGCCCCGCAAACAAGUUCCGCUGCGACACUGGUCUGUGUAUCACGCUGGCGUGGAAAUGUGACGGAGACGACGACUGCAACGACAGCCACGAUGGCCUGACCAGCUCAGACGAGCGUAACUGUACCUACCACUGCAGGUCAGAUCAGUUCCGUUGUCACAACAGUGAGUGUAUCCCAGUGACUUGGCAGUGUGAUGGCACAGAGGACUGUACUGACGGCUCUGAUGAAACCGAAUAUUGCGCUACCAGGACUUGUCCACAGUCAGAGUUCAGAUGUAACGCUACAGGCCGCUGUAUUCCCUGGGCUUGGGUGUGUGACACAGAGGAUGACUGCGGAGACAACUCCGACGAGAAUCUCCGCCAGGACUGUCUCUCCUACGACCCUUCGCCUUGCAUGGACACUCAGUUUAUGUGCAGCAACCGCAAGUGUAUUACGAAGGAAUACUUCUGUGACGGAGACGACGACUGUGGAGACGGCAGCGAUGAGCCGAUAACUUGCGGCCACAACGUCAAGUGUUCCAGCAAGGAGUUUGCCUGUCGUAACGGCAAGUGUAUCAACUCUGCUCUGAUUUGCAAUGGAGUCGACGACUGUGGAGAUAGUUCUGACGAAGAUGUCGACAAUCACGAAUGUUACAACAUGAACUGUGUGGGCGAUGAUGUGUUCCAAUGUGCCAACGGAUUGUGUAUCAAUGCAACGUUGUUGUGUGACCGAGAGAAUAACUGCGGAGAUUAUAGUGAUGAGGAAAAAUGCAACGUCAACGAGUGUGAGACUACCAACCCCUGCGCUCACAUCUGUAAGGACCUGAAGGUCGGCUACGAGUGUGUGUGCCGUCCAGGGUUCAAGAUACACCCGGGCAACCUGAACCUGUGUGUAGACGUGGACGAGUGCGAGGAACACAAGUGCUCUCAGAUAUGUCGCAACACGUACGGCAGCUACAGCUGUUCUUGUGUGGAGGGAUACCUUCUGCAGGCCAACGGACACUCCUGCAAAGCUGACUCUGCUGUGCAGCCGAAGCUGAUCUUCUCCAACAAGUACUACAUCCGAGAGUUGGAGAUGAACGGACACACGACUCUCUUGGCAAACAACCUAACCAACGCAGUGGCCGUGGACUUUGACUGGCAGGAGCAGUGUAUCUACUGGUCUGACGUCACUGCGCUUUCUAGCUCCAUCAAGCGUUUCUGUCACAACGACACUUCGUAUCAGACGCUACACUCAGCGACGCUGCAGAACCCUGAUGGUCUGGCAGUUGACUGGGUCGGUCGGAACCUCUAUUGGUGUGACAAGGGACUGGACACUGUGGAGGUGUCUAAGCUGGACGGUCGAUACCGCAGAGUCAUCAUACGCGAGGGUCUGCAGGAGCCUCGUGCCAUCGCUCUGGAUCCUCGGCUAGGGUACCUGUACUGGACUGACUGGGGAGACCGACCUCACAUAGGCAAGGCAGGAAUGGACGGCAGUAAUCCUCAUGUCAUCAUAGACAAGGGUCUGGGCUGGCCCAACGCACUCACCAUCUCAUACGAGACCAACGAACUGUUCUGGGCGGACGCUAGAGAAGACUACAUAGCGUCUUCGGACUUAGACGGCAAUUCCAUACGGAAACUCAUGAGCAGAGGAGAAACGCCAGAUCUACGACUACAUCAUGUGUUUGCCAUCGCCGUGUUUGAAGACCACAUCUACUGGACUGACUGGGAGACAAAGUCUGUAGAGAGAUGUCCCAAGUACAGUGCUACCAACUGCAGCACACUUACUACGACUGUGCAUCGACCCAUGGAUAUUCACAUAUACCACCCGUACAGACAACAACCUGUGUCGCCCAACCCUUGUGAGAACAACGGUGGCUGCGCCACUCUCUGCCUGGUGGCGCCGGGCGGCUCACACUCGUGUAUGUGUCCAGAGAACUACGCCCUGGCCAACGACGGAAGGACGUGUGACGCUAACUGUAGCAGCUCACAGAUCAAGUGCGAGUCUACCUACAAGUGCAUCCCGUUCUGGUGGAAGUGCGACACACAGGAUGACUGUGGGGACGGGUCAGAUGAGCCGGCUGACUGUCCUCCGUUUGAGUGUCUGCCAGGGCAGUUCCAGUGUCAUAAUCAUCACUGUAUACAUCCAUCACAGCUGUGCAAUGGCGAAUACGAGUGUCCCGACAAGUCUGACGAACUCGACUGUGACAAUUACACAUGCAUGGACACACAGUUCAAGUGUCAAGGUAACGCCACUACGCCAGGCUUCUGUAUAGCCUCCACCAAACGAUGUGACGGCUUCAAAGACUGUCCGGCAGGAGAAGACGAGCAGAAUUGUCUGGACCAAACCUGUCCUGUGGAUAAGUUCCAUUGUGAAACCAAGAAGUGUAUACCAUCUGUUUGGGUGUGUGACGGAGACAACGACUGUGGUGACAACAGUGACGAAGGAAUCCUGUGUGUCAACCGCACUUGUCCCCAUCCGGGGCUCAUGUUGUGUGAGUCCGGACGGUGUAUCCCGGAGUCCUGGAGGUGUGACGGGACUACGGACUGUCCCGGGGGAGAAGACGAGCCUCCCACCUGCUCCGACCCAACCGUCCACACUUGUGACCCGACCUACUUCAAGUGUAAUAAUAACAGAUGUAUCCCAGGCCGCUGGCACUGCGACUACGACAACGACUGCGGGGACGGUUCUGACGAAGAGAACUGCGAACCUAGACCUUGUUCUGAGGCUGAGUUCCAAUGCAAGGAUGGUCGCUGUAUCAGGGAUCUGCUGCGUUGUGACGGACAAUACAACUGUCCGGACCACAGCGAUGAGAACGACUGCAACACUACGUGUUCUAGCAAAGAGUUCCAGUGCCGCAGUCCCAAACACUGCAUAUUCAUAGAGUGGCAAUGUGACGGUGACGUGGAUUGUUCCGACGGGUCAGAUGAGAUGGACUGCCACAAGAGUCACUGCGAUCCGCUGAAGGAGUUCAUGUGUGCGGACAAGCAACAGUGUAUCAGCUACUUGUGGCGCUGCGACGGAGACAAUGACUGCGCUGACGGCAGUGACGAGGCGAAGAGCUUGUGCGCCAGUCUGCCCUGCAUGCCCGGACGGUUCAGGUGCAGGAACCACAAAUGUGUACCCAAGGCUAAUGUUUGUGAUGGAGUGAAUCAUUGCGGAGACGGCUCUGAUGAGGAACCUGUGGCUUGUCAGCACGCCAACCUAUGUGGGGCAGGAGACUUCCACUGCGCCAGAGGUCACUGUAUCAGCAGCAAGUUGCGUUGCGACGGCAACAACGACUGCGGAGACAACUCGGACGAGGUCGGCUGUCUCAAACCGCCCUGUGUGUUCGGUGCUUGUCCUCACACCUGUCAAGAGUACAAGAAGACGUUCAAGUGUGUGUGUGCGGAGGGCUACCAGUACAACAGAAUCAACAAUACGUGUAUAGCUCUAGGUGAGCCUGCAGUGCUCAUGGUCGCCAGUGACAGUGACCUUCAGUUCUUGAACCCAUACAAGUCUCACGAGAGUUCCGUCAACCAAGUGUCGGCCUCUCCCCAUCACAAGAUGGAUGCCAUGGAUGUGUUGUGGGCCAGACAAGCCACUAAGGUGUUUUGGGCGGAUCAUCAAGAGAAGAAGAUAAGCAGUUUGCUCAUCACGAUGUCGUCUCACACGCGAGUCGACAGAGACGCUCAGCCCAGGGAACCUAGAGUGCUGAUCAACAACCUGGUGGAGCCCCGAGGGCUGGCUGUGGACUGGGUGGCGAAGAGGCUGUAUUGGGUGGACGCUGGAGCAGACACGAUCUCUGUGGCCACUCUGGACGGUAGGAUGCGCCGGACACUGAUCAAGCUGGCGUUGGAUCAGCCGCACGACAUUGUGGUCGAUCCCAAGUCUGGUAUGAUGAUCUGGUCGGACUGGGGCGUGGUGUCCAAGAUUGAGACUUGUGGUAUGGACGGGGAGGGACGCCGUGUGCUGGUGGACGCUGUCAACUGGCCGACAGGACUGGCCGUGGACUACCCCGCCAGACGCCUCUACUGGGCUGACCCCAAGGCUCUGACCAUCGACAGUAUCUUGCUGGACGGACGGGGCAGACAGCUGGUGCACAAGUUUGCCCAAGGCCAGAAACCAUACAAGGUGGAGAUAUUCGAGGACUAUGCGUUCAUCAGUAUGUACCAGAGCAACGAUAUUUUGAGGAUCAACAAGUUUGGUCGAGGAAACACGACGUACAUCUCGCAAGGAUUGACAAGAGCCUCGGACAUUGUCAUUGUACACGAGCACAAGCAGCAGAACCUGACGGAUCCGUGUGCAAGUUCACCUUGUCACAAGACGGAGUUGUGUGUCAUUGCCAAGGGAGGCGGCGCGCACAAGUGUCUUUGUCCUGACGGUCUCGAACCCAGACUGGUACCGGAAACUAACAGUACGAUGGAGUGUGUGGCGGGGGCAGAAUGUCCUCUACAUUGUCACCUCGGUCAGUGUGUGGUGACGGAGACUGGGCCGCAGUGCAAGUGCCCACCACUGUACGACGGUGACCAUUGUAUGCAUAUAGUUGUAUUCUGUUGUAGAUGGAGUGUGUGGCGGGGGCAGAAUGUCCUCUACAUUGUCACCUCGAUGGAGUGUGUGGCGGGGGCAGAAUGUCCUCUACAUUGUCACCUCGGUCAGUGUGUGGUGACGGAGACUGGGCCGCAGUGCAAGUGCCCACCACUGUACGACGGUGACCAGUGUCAGCACUACUUGUGCUCACAACACUGCAAGAACAACGGAAUGUGUUUCCCUGACUUGCUACACUCAGGGACGGAUAGUACUCAGCCACCGCCUCUCAAGUGCUACUGUCCUCCUCAGUGGACUGGUGAGAGGUGUGAGGUUCCGGUGUUGUUGUGUGACAGCCGAUGUCUUAACGGAGGCACGUGUCUGACCCCACGACCAGGUCUGGCUCAGUGCAACUGUCCCGCUGGUUUUACUGGCUCUAGGUGUGAGAAGUGCACGGACUUGGUGUGUCAGAACGGUGGUGUAUGUCAACGCAGCAACUCUACAGGUAGUCUGCACUGCUCAUGUCCUAGUGGCUACAACGGCACACGCUGCGAGACUUCUCAUUGCGAGAACUACUGUCAAAACAAGGGAACGUGCAACCUGAGCCCAGACGGACCUGUGUGUCAAUGUCAGCCGGGAUACAGUGGCAAGAAGUGUGAGAAGGACGGAUGUGACAACUUCUGUCUAAACGGAGGCACAUGCAACGUAACAUCCAAGAAGCUGGUGUGCUGGUGCCGCCCAGGCUACGUGGGUCGCAGGUGUCAAGUAGAUACGUGUAACUGCUCGUGUGCGCCUGGCGACCCCACCUGUCUCUGUCCCCCCAUUCCCCCCGCCAACUGUACACAACACACGCCUGAGUGCGCUCAACACUGCCACAACGGAGGCACCUGCUUCAUCAGCGGCGGCAACCGAGUUUGCAGAUGUCCUGACGAGUGGGAAGGAGAAGUGUGUUCAGUGAGGCGGGGGUCCGAGUCAGUCAGCUGUGAAGACUAUUGCAUGCACGGCGGGGUCUGCAGUGUGGAGGACGGACUGCCCCGCUGUCAUUGUCUGGACUCCUGGACAGGCCCCCGCUGUGAGACUAGAGCCGUCUGUGACAACAAGUACUGCUUCAACGGUGGAACUUGCAAAGAGAGUCCUGACCGAGAUCUUGGCCCAGUGUGCACGUGUCCACCGCAGUUUGUAGGCGUGAGAUGUCAGACCAGGGUAGGUGCUGGGGCCUCGGCACCUGUGUUGGACUGGGAGGAGGACAAUAUAGCCAUUACCACACUGUUUAUACUGAUGUCCCUCGUACUUCUGGUUGUGGCAGGACUGGGAAUCACCUACUACAUCAUCAAGUUCAAGCGCAGUGGAAAAGGGUUCAGUCAUGUUCGAAUGCAAGAUAAUGUAGAGAUCAGCAACCCCAUGUAUCAGAGCCAGGAGCUGGAUGAUGAAGUUGAGAGAGAUUUUACUAUUGAAUCUGAUCGGGCUGCAAACUUUGGCAACCCUGUGUACGAGUCCCUUUACAACACGGCCAAUGGAAGCGAAGAGAAAAAGGGACUUCUACAAGGAGAAACCGUUAUGGAAAAACACCAUCCUCUGGUCAAUGAGAAAUUUUAGUCCUCGUCGAAGUUUUAGAAAAUAUCGAAAUGAGAUUUUAUUUAGUUAUUUCAAAGAGAGUUUAAGUAUUUUAUUAUAUAUUGCUGUACAAACGCAACGUGUAAGGUUAACUAUUCGAACGCAAGCACCAACAGUCCAAGAACUGUCCUUCAUUUAUAUGUGAUAAACUAAUGUUAUCGAUUAUGUAGAUUUUAUAGUUACGUGUCAUUUAUUUUACACUUUUGUGAUGUAUAGUCGUUUAAACUGUGUUAGAUGUAAGUAUAUAUGUAAGGUUAUGUUUCUACGGUCAAAACCAUGUUAGAAUACUUUGAAAUAUUUUACCUUUUGAAAAGUGUUUUAAAGAUGUAAAACUACUUGCUAUAAAACUUAGUUUUUUUAUAUUGAGAGCAAAAUUAUAUUUUCCUUACUAACUAAUCAAACCACUAGGCAAAACAUACUGUAUUUGAAGGCUUAACUUUUUGUCACUAACAACUAUUUGUGAACUGUUUAACUCCUACAACAACUGUAUUUUUUGUCCUUUUGUUUAUACAAACGGAAAACCAUAUAAUUUGGCUGUAAAUAUAAAUAAGCCAAAUUAGUUAAAAGACUGUUCUAACUAUCUACUUUACAUUUUAGUGUAGUCUAGUUAAGUUUUGACCUCAUGACAUUGAAUUUAUGAUUUAUUUUGCACAAACCUCUGUUUUCAAUUUAUUUAUAUGUUUUAUUUACAUGGGUUUCAUGUAUCCAGGGUUGUAUAAAAACUGCAGGCAGCUUUUAAUGAAUUGUUUUUAUAUUGUUUUAUAUUUUGUUAUUGUUAUUUUUAUACUAAAAUAUAUUUAUGAGCACUUUUACAAUGAAUUUAAUUUUGUUUAUGCCGAAAAACCACAAAUAAAAUAAAACUGUCAAUAAAGUUUAAGGUUUAUUGCACAAGAAAAUCAAACCUUACCCUUUUUCUAUUUUAUGAGUACAGCUCCCUUGAAUUGUAACAUUUUAAUCAUAAGAAAUACAUUGUACAAUAAUGAUCUUUACUUAGAGAAUCUCUUUUAUUGAUUUUAUAUGUACAUCACGUUAUGUUUGGUGCCAUGUAACCGGUUAUGUUUAGAUCCAAUUCAUCACAGGGUAAAAAAUUAAUUUACUUUUUUGUUGUUUAUAUCUGAUAAAAAGUAGCCAACUACUUUAAAAGCAAUCAGCUAUUGUAAAUAUGUAUCACUUAAGCAGGUUUAGUUUAAGUAACUCAACUAAAUCAUUUGUAUAAAGUUUAAAUUGUAAUUUACACUUUUAUAGUUAAGAAGUAAGAAUCCGAUUUCGUCCUAAAAUAUCCUAUUCAUUCAGUGCUAAAAAGAACAGUGUCCGAGGCAGCGUGUAAAUGAUUGUACAAGUAUUUGUUUUAUCUAGCAGUCUGGGGCAUCUAGCAAAUAGAUUAACGGCUUUGACCCUAAACUAUCUCCUUCUUAUGUUUUUUUAAGUUUGACACUUUUUUCCUUCUAUAUCAAUAUUCAGAGCUUAUUUAUGUUUUCUCUAUGGUGAUCUCGAUCUAUUUUCUAAACGCUAGGUUCAAGACAACUAUUUGUACGUCAUGGUUGCAUAUGAAAGUGCUUCUACUACCUGAUGGUUGUGCUCUCUAUGGUAACUAUUGUCACUUUUAUAUUUUUAAUUGUGCCAAAUAUUUCGCUAUUGUUUUUACACAUAUUUUUGUAAGUCAUUUAUUAGCAUGAUUGUACGAAAAUAAACAAAUUUUAGAUUAAA